Messenger RNA from Culicoides brevitarsis, 733 nucleotides. RefSeq names its product translocon-associated protein subunit delta (gene Tapdelta). The transcript has 3 exons. The record is from RefSeq and is a predicted model, not a curated record. The coding region runs from base 86 to 595 and encodes 169 amino acids. Lineage: Eukaryota; Metazoa; Arthropoda; Insecta; Diptera; Ceratopogonidae. Gene Ontology annotation, cellular component: endomembrane system; membrane; endoplasmic reticulum.
UUUUGGUCGAUUUCAGUCAAUUCCAGUCGAUUUCAGGCCACGUCAAUAUCGAACCGCAUCACUUUUUACGAAAUUUCUUGCUAAAAUGCUUCAAAAAAUCGCUAAAAUCGCCGUUUUCUUGGCAAUUGUUGGAUGCACAAGUGCCGCCGUUUGCACCGGACCCACAGUGAAGAGCACUUCAUUCACAACCACCGACGGGAAAAUUGUGAGCCAAAUCGCUUUUAUCGCGGAAUUCACGCUGAAAUGCUCGAAUAACGCCGAGAAAGUUGCUCUCUUUGCCGAAGUCGAUGGAAAAAUCUCGCCCGUGAGUCGUGUCGGUGACAACCAAUAUCAAAUUAGCUGGAGUGAAGACCUCAAAAAGGCGUCGAGUGGCGAUCAUCAAGUGAAUUUGUAUGACGAGGAAGGUUACGCUGCCUAUCGCAAGGCUCAACGGUCUGGCGAAAGCACCGCAAACGUCAAGCCAUUGACGAAAUUGAGCGUUUAUCAUCCGGGAACCUACAAGGGAGCAUGGAUCAAGUCGGAACUCUUGGCUACGAUUCUCAUUAGCGGCGCUGCGUACUUGGCUUUCUCGACGCGCAACAAGUUGAUCAACUAAAAGGAGGCUUAAUGGGACGGCGCGCUGGCAUACAUGUUUUAUAAAUGUGGGUGCGUGGCGUGUGUUGUGAUCAUGAGAUUCGGAAAUUUGUAAUAAAUUAAAGUUUUUAAUUGAAAAAAAAAAUUUUUUUUGAACUAA